AUGGAUAUGGUUAGGAGAAACUACUUGCUCUACUUGGCUGCGUUGAAGCUACUGCUCAAUCAUAUGCGUUCUUUCAUGCUAGAUCAUUUGCAUGAGAACUACAGGCAAGAGGGUGAAGCCUUAAACCAGCGGGCAGUCGAAGUAAUAAGAUACUUGGGGUUGGUUGGGCGCCAUGCCCUCACAUUUCCCCACAGUGGAAACCAUGAACUGCCUGAGUGGCUCGACCAGAGAUACAGAAUGGUCAUUGCCGACAUCGACGGGUGUAUUGCUCAGAGCAAGUUCGAGUGGAUGUUGGAGUUCGGAUUCCUCCGACGGGUUCAGGUCACGGCCGCCGAAGCGAGCUCCGCCGAAACCUGCAGCAUCUGUCUCGAGAGCUUUCAAGCGGGCAGUGUGAUCGGUAUUCCGCAAUGUGGCCACCGCUACCACUGGGAUUGCAUCACUCAGUGGUAUGAUAGAGCAAAUACAUGCCCGCUCUGCCGGCGCUACGUGCUGGAGAACGCCGACGUACGUCGAGUCUGA
Molecule: messenger RNA, 519 nt
Organism: Phoenix dactylifera (date palm)
Lineage: Eukaryota; Viridiplantae; Streptophyta; Magnoliopsida; Arecales; Arecaceae
Source: RefSeq, a predicted model, not a curated record